AUGGCGCGACUCAAUGAACCUCCAGUGUCUACGGACAAUCUUGAUAUCAUCCGAAGAAAACUUCUCCGCCAGAACAGGGACCUUGCGAGGGCCAAUUCCACCCAUCUACUUCGCAUCCGAACACUCGAGGCACAGAAUGCCCAGCUCAUGUCAGACAAGCUUACCCUCGAGGGUCGCAUUAUUGCCCUGGAACAACAGCCCGAACCAGACAGCGAGGCACACAGGAUAGCUGAUCAUGCGAUCGACAUGCGCACUCAGCUGGAAGCCCGCCUACUUCAGUGCGUCGAGAUGCUCGGGGAGCUGGGAACCGCACCGCCCAGGAAGCGACAUUCGAACGCGAGGCAGCGCAGAGAGUCGACAGCAGCCCGGAUCUCUCUCAACCGACGUAGCCCUGCAGCCCGUCGUAUUCGUCCAUUUGAGACCCAAGAAGAAGCCGAAGCCCGUGCCAAGGCUGAGGGCAGGUUGACCCCGAUUGCUGAGAAAAGAGACUGGACCUCCCGUCGCACUAUGGACCAGAACGAGAUCAUGGCUUUGUGCAGUGCUGCCGAUACCACAGACUCUCCAGAGUUGGGCCCCCCUCCCAUGUCGCGAUUCGUUGAUAUCGACACCGAUCCCGUAAAGACAUCACCCAGCAGAGUUCAACCAACGAACAAACAACUGAGCGUCGACGUGAAAUUUGAGGCGCCAGCUUCGCCAAUUUCGCCUGCACCGACGAAAAUGAUCACGCCUGUUAAAUCGGGGGCGGCCACGACAGAACCAGACGAUGCCCAUCAGGUCGAAACGGACAUUUCGAGUCCCACGCCCGUCAAGAAGCAGAAUGCACCUGAACUGGCAAAAACAAGCUCCAAGCGGAAGUUUGGAUCGAAUGAUGUCCUGAACACGACAACCUCUUCCGCCGCUGUGUCCACAGCGCCAAGACCCCGUAGCACCAUCCGCACCGAAGGAAAGAAUACCAAAACAUUGAAGGAGCUCGCGAGCAUUCGACGCGAAGCGAAAGAUAGCUUGACCGCUCCCAUCACAACUGCUCGAAAGCCUCUAUCGAACAAGAGCACCAACGAGGACAUCAUGUCACCCAAAAAGUCUUCAAAGCCCGCUCCCAAAGAUGACCUCACAAAACCAGACAGGGGUCUAGAUGGGGCUCGCAAGGGAAAGGCAAAGCCCAAAACCAAAGACUCGGAGACGACUGGCAUCGUCGUUCCACUGGCACCGCUGGUUUCAUCAAAGCCGACUAUCGACCCUUGGAGAAGCCUGGAGCAGCGAGCCCUUUGGCCAAAAAGGCUUCUGUGGUAG
Messenger RNA from Verticillium alfalfae VaMs.102, 1290 nucleotides. Its product is annotated as shugoshin. The coding region runs from base 1 to 1290 and encodes 429 amino acids. The record is from RefSeq and is a predicted model, not a curated record. Lineage: Eukaryota; Fungi; Ascomycota; Sordariomycetes; Glomerellales; Plectosphaerellaceae. The transcript is spliced from 4 exons.